This is a messenger RNA of Phlebotomus argentipes, 3077 nucleotides long. RefSeq names its product lon protease homolog, mitochondrial (gene Lon). Gene Ontology annotation, cellular component: mitochondrial matrix. The record is from RefSeq and is a predicted model, not a curated record. Bases 87 to 3026 code for a protein of 979 amino acids. Lineage: Eukaryota; Metazoa; Arthropoda; Insecta; Diptera; Psychodidae. The transcript is spliced from 3 exons. Gene Ontology annotation, molecular function: ATP-dependent peptidase activity; serine-type endopeptidase activity; ATP hydrolysis activity. Gene Ontology annotation, biological process: mitochondrion organization; protein catabolic process; chaperone-mediated protein complex assembly.
UAGAAGUAAUUUGCAUCUAACGAAAUAUUCGGGUUUUGUUGUUUUCCAACAAAUUCACUGAUUCUCAUUAAUAAUCCUUAUUUAUCAUGUAUUUAGUAAGUGCCGUGUCACGCCGUGCAGUGAUAUCGACAGUGAGCUGCACAAGAAAGUGUUUAUAUAGUGGCAAAAGUCUCAGAACUGUGUCAACAUGGAAUCUAACCUCAAAUAUCGACCUUUGGAGGCAAGGAAAAGUGCCCUUUAUCUUGAGCCAGAACAGGGAACUACUGAGGGAUGGUGUCAGGCUGAGAGCCACUGCGGUUCCCCAGAGGUUCUGCACAAAUAGAGCCGCUGACUCAGAUUCGGAUGAGCCUCCGGAGGAGGCGCCUGAGGACAUCCUCUCAACACAUUUGCCAGCAACAGUGGCGAUUCCUGAGGUGUGGCCCCACUUGCCGGUAAUUGCCACGCGGAGGAAUCCAGUGUUUCCACGAUUUAUGAAGAUUAUCGAGGUCACAAAUCCCCUCCUAAUCGACCUGAUAAGGCGGAAAGUGAAGCUGAAUCAGCCUUACGCUGGUGUCUUCCUCAAGCGCGACGACGAGAACGAGAGCGAGGUCGUGGAGAAUCUCGCGGACAUUUACGAUGUGGGAACGUUUGCUCAGAUCCAGGAGAUGCAGGAUCUCGGGGACAAACUUCGGCUUGUCCUCACUGCUCAUCGAAGGAUAAAAGUCGUGGGACAACUGUUUGAGGACUUGGAUUCACCGCAGGGCAAAGACAUGAAACUCAAUUUUCCGAUGUUUAAUGUGAAAAUGCACGUGUCAGCUGAGGAACCGGACGCCGAGAAGAGGAGACGCAAGCACCGAGUGCAGAGGCUGAUCAAGCAAGUGCGCAAUGCUAACAACGAUUCGCCUAGUGAGACCGAAGUGAAGUCCCUGGAGGAGGCGGAGAAGGCGAAAGAGGCCAAGCGACGACCGCUGGUGGAGGGAGAGAAGCAGCCUGUGCUGAUGGUGGAAGUAGAGAACGUGAAGCAGGAAGCCUUCAAACAAACAGAGGAAGUGAAGGCUCUCACGCAGGAGGUGAUCAAGACCAUUCGCGACAUCAUCACCAUGAAUCCUCUAUACAGGGAGAGCCUCCAGCAGAUGCUGCACCAGAACCAGAGGGUCGUGGACAAUCCCAUUUACCUCUGCGAUCUGGGAGCCUCGCUCUCAGCGGCAGACUCGCCAGAGCUGCAAGCCAUUUUGGAGGAAAUGGACAUUCCAAAGCGUCUUCUGCUGUCUCUCUCUCUGCUGAAGAAGGAGCUGGAGCUGUCGAAGCUGCAGCAGAAGAUUGGGCGCGAGGUGGAGCAGAAGGUGAAGGAGCAGCAUCGCAAGUACAUUCUGCAGGAGCAGCUGAAGGUGAUCAAGAAGGAGCUGGGCAUUGAGAAGGACGACAAGGAUGCCAUUGGGGAGAAGUACCGCGAGAGGAUCAAGGAGAAAAUCGUUCCACCGGCAGUGUCGGCUGUGAUUGAGGAGGAGUUGAACAAACUCAACUUCCUAGAGAGUCACAGUACGGAGUUCAAUGUGACGAGGAACUACCUGGAUUGGCUGACUUCCCUGCCCUGGGGCGUGAUGAGUGAGGAGAAUCUGGACUUGGAUCGCGCCACAGAGAUCCUGGAUGCCGAUCACUAUGGCAUGGAAGACAUCAAGAAGCGGAUCCUGGAGUUUAUUGCCGUGAGUCAGCUGAGAGGCUCGACGCAGGGGAAGAUUCUGUGUUUCCACGGGCCGCCGGGCGUGGGAAAGACGAGCAUUGCGCGGUCAAUUGCGAGGGCACUCAACAGGGAGUAUUUCAGGUUCAGUGUGGGCGGCAUGACGGAUGUGGCGGAGAUCAAGGGACACCGGAGGACGUACGUGGGAGCGAUGCCGGGGAAGUUGAUACAGUGCCUGAAGAAGACACAGACGGAGAAUCCACUGGUGUUGAUUGAUGAGGUGGAUAAGAUCGGCAGAGGUUACCAGGGAGAUCCGCAAGCGGCGUUGCUUGAGUUGCUGGACAAGGAGCAGAACAAGAACUUCCUGGAUCACUACAUUGACGUUCCUGUUGACUUAUCGCAUGUCCUGUUCAUUUGUACAGCCAACGUUUUGGACACCAUCCCGGAACCACUGCGGGAUCGCAUGGAGAUGAUCGAGAUGUCAGGAUAUGUGGCUGAGGAGAAACUGGCAAUUGCCAAGCAGUACUUGAUUCCUCAGGCGAUGGAAGAGAGUGGCUUGAAGAACGAACAGAUUGCUAUUCGGGACGAGUCUCUGUUGAAGUUGGUAAAGAAUUACUGCAGAGAGUCUGGCGUGAGGAAUCUGCAAAAGCACAUUGAGAAGAUCAUCCGGAAAGUGGCGUACAAGGUUGUGCGCAAGGAGGCUGAACAUCUGGACGUGACAGAGGAGAGCUUAUCCACGUAUGUGGGAAAGCCCAUCUUCACGCAAGAUCGCAUGUACACAGACACGCCGGCGGGAGUUGUGAUGGGCCUGGCGUGGACAGCGAUGGGAGGAUCAACGCUGUACAUCGAGACGGCCAAGAGGAAGUACCUGGAGGCUCCGGAGAAGACGGACAAGGGCGGUCCAGGUGAUGGUUCGCUGCAAUUGACGGGCCAUUUGGGGGAUGUGAUGAAGGAGUCUGCUAGAAUAGCCCUGACAGUGGCGAGGAAUUAUAUUCAUGACAUUGACAAGAAGAAUGCCUUCCUGGAGAGUGAACACAUUCAUCUCCACGUGCCCGAGGGAGCCACACCGAAGGAUGGACCCAGCGCUGGCAUCACGAUAACCACUGCCCUGCUCUCCCUGGCGCUCAAUCGUCCCGUGAGGAAGGACAUCGCGAUGACUGGAGAGGUUUCCCUCACGGGAAAAGUCUUGCCAGUCGGAGGAAUCAAAGAGAAGAUCAUUGCGGCCAAGAGAACAGGCGUGACGUGCAUAAUCCUCCCGGAUGAGAACAGGAAGGAUUUCACGGAAUUGCCUGACUACAUCAAAGAGGGACUGGACAUCCACUUUGUGGAUAAGUACGAGGAUGUGUUCAGGAUUGCCUUUCCCCAGUAAAGCGAAGUCAUAUUGUGGUGUUGGCAAUAAAAGAAGAGUGUUAACUAACUA